This is a messenger RNA of Babesia microti strain RI, 1665 nucleotides long. RefSeq names its product conserved Plasmodium membrane protein, unknown function. Bases 1 to 1665 code for a protein of 554 amino acids. Lineage: Eukaryota; Apicomplexa; Aconoidasida; Piroplasmida; Babesiidae. The transcript is spliced from 6 exons. The record is from RefSeq and is a predicted model, not a curated record.
AUGGUGUCAAAGGUGUCUAACAUAAGUUGGCGCAACGUGAAACUGCGCGCGGCCAAGCAUGCAGGUUUGUGGAUUUUGCGAGUAUAUUUUGGAAUAAUUUUGACCCUUUCAAUUCUCGACAUGUCUUUUUUCACCAUCGCAUCAUCUCACAGGAGUAAAGUAAUUGGAAUGCUUUUUGUUAUAAAACUCAUAAUCACAAAACAUUUCCGCUCUUUUCUAUUCCUAUUUGCAGCAUUUUCAUCCAGAGCAGCCUCCUUCCAAGCUCAUAGGGAAUCUUCGAUCGUGAACGAUGUUAUGAGCCUUAUGUUUAUUGUAACCGCUGUUAGCGGAACUUUACACUUAGCCCAAACACUGGUUACAUUAUCAUUCAAACCAUACCAAUUGACUCUUUGUUUAGUUUCAUUUUGCCAAUGCGAGCUAAAGCAUAGGAUCAAUGACGGAGAUAAGUGCAGACUGCUAGAGAAACAAAUAUUGGACCGUGCAUAUUAUUUAUCAGUUGUAAAGGAAGGGUUAUUCCAAGUCAUAUUCUCUGUUGCUGCCACAAUAGCUCUCUCAUUCAUACUUACAUUUGUCAACAUUUUAUCGUUCAUUUUACCAAUAUUCUUCCACUUUCAAUUGGAUUCAGGACUAUUAGCAUCUAUAAACAAAUUCAGAUACGCAAUGUUUGAGUUCUUAAUUCGGGAUUCUGUAUAUUCAACUGAACAAUCAGCAGAUAUGACCCAAUUAAUCAGUUUAAUACUGUCAAUCUACUUUGUUAUUGUAUUAUCGCUAGUGCUUACUGAGUUAUUGAACAAGUACUCGUAUAAUCUGGACGGAGUUAUAUCGCAUCAAAUACAAGCCAUUCCACAGUGCAAUGAGAUCAACUUUCAAGAUGAAUGCAUUUUGGUUCGUGCUCUGGGAAAUUAUGGGCGUGGCGUUUCCUAUAUGAUAGGUCUUAAGUCUACUGAUCGUCAGCCUAAGGCUCUAAUGGCUGGGAUCUUGCAGCAAUCUGCAGUAUUAAUUCCUGACUAUACCAGAUCCCCACCUGAACCCAUGGGAAUUUCCUGUAACCCGAUGAUGGGAAGCUACUAUGAUGAAACCAGGCAGAGACAGCAUACAGAUCCGGUGGUAUAUAAGAUGCUAUUGGAUCCCAAUUCCAUUUUGUGGAAAACAUAUGCUGACUCUGGUUUGCGAGUGAUUCGUGAAAGUUGUUACCAUUUGGCCACCCUAUCAAGUUUCAUGAACCAAUGCGAUAACUCUCAACAAGAGAUGGAAGUUCACGUCAGGCUGUUUGUUGAGCCCAAUUUAGUUGACAAUUUCACGUACUUCCCGACAAAUUGGGUUAAAAUUCGCUUUGCAAUGGAUUUGAUAACUCUGUCUAUUCUAUACAUAAGGGGAUUAACCUGUUGGCUAUGCAUUGCCAAUUUACUUGGAUGUGAUUCUUUCUCUGUUAAACGCGUUGCUAAAAACAUUAUUGGAGAGUCUAUAUCUCUGCUAAAGUCUACCGAAUCAUUUGAUGGAUAUAAAAUGGCAAACUCCCCCUUCUACAAUUUGCUAUCGAUGCUGGAGAAUGAAAUAAGUUUAUCGCUCAAGCAGCUUUGUAUUUACACCGAGACACUGUUAUUUACUAAGUUUGACAGUUCAUUUGAUACUUAUAGGGUUAUACAGCAUCUGUACGGCAACUAA